CAAAGGGCCUCUUUCUUUUGUGCUCAUAGAUGGCGGAGGAGGUUUUGAUAGAACUUAAUGGGAAAAGUAGAGGGCAUCUAACCUCAUCCCUGUUGGCAGUAGCAUUCCUCUCUUCCUUCGGGAGCUCCAUGCUGUAUGGUUAUAACCUGGCUGUUGUUAAUUCUCCUGCAGAGUACAUAAAGGACUUUUAUAACCAAACCAUUGUGAGGCGGAAUGGGUCAGGAGUGGAUGAAGAGACUCUCACGCUUAUAUAUUCAGUCACUGUGUCUAUAUUUGCCAUUGGAGGACUGGUGGGUUCUCUCACAGUGGGAAUGCAGGUUACCAGAUUUGGGAGAAGAGGGACACUGGUACACAGCACAGUUCUGGUGUUUAUAGCUGGAGGGCUGAUGGGCUUCAGCCGAUUAUGUGGAUCUCCAGAGAUGAUCAUCAUUGGGCGCUUCAUUAUAGGGAUACAUUCAGGGAUUUCUCUCAGCGUAGUGCCCAUGUAUCUGGGAGAAAUUGCUCCGAAGAAUUUCCGAGGCUUCCUAGGACUCGUGCCCAGCAUCUUCAUCUGUAUUGGAGUGUUUAUUGCUCAGAUUCUGGGACUCCAUGAGAUCUUGGGCAAGGAAGAGCACUGGCCUCUGUUCCUCUCUCUAGUUGUGGUGCCUACAUUCAUACAGCUCUUGUUGUUGCCAUGGUUCCCAGAGAGUCCGAGAUAUCUGUUGAUGGAAAAGCGGAACAUUCAUGCCACUAUCACAGAAUACAUUUAA
Sinocyclocheilus rhinocerous is the source of this 749-nucleotide messenger RNA. RefSeq names its product solute carrier family 2, facilitated glucose transporter member 9-like. Lineage: Eukaryota; Metazoa; Chordata; Actinopteri; Cypriniformes; Cyprinidae. The record is from RefSeq and is a predicted model, not a curated record. Gene Ontology annotation, cellular component: plasma membrane. Gene Ontology annotation, molecular function: D-glucose transmembrane transporter activity. The transcript has 7 exons. The coding region runs from base 30 to 749 and encodes 239 amino acids. Gene Ontology annotation, biological process: dehydroascorbic acid transport.